Messenger RNA from Amoebophrya sp. A120, 6295 nucleotides. The record is from the annotation of a GenBank genome assembly. NCBI's taxonomy places the organism in Eukaryota, Dinophyceae, Syndiniales, Amoebophryaceae.
CGCGACAUAAAGUUUCAUUGUCAUUCUCGGAUUUCGUUCCCAAUAAGCCUCGAACUCGAAGGAGAAAACUUUUUAGCAAUGGUGAGAAAUAAGCGCACUAAGUAAACAGAUCUAAAGUCGUCCUUAGAGGAAGUGAUACAUCAACCGCGCUUCGCUGCUAACUACGAGCACCUCAGUGCAGGCAGAAAGUCUGUUCGUUCAAGGGCCUGGGCCGUGCGGUCCACCGGUGGGUUGUCUUCGUGCCGCAACCGCGAUUGGCUCUUUCGCGGUCAUUCUACUGACGACCACUACCAACACGCGAAGUCGUUUGAUACGAUUACAGUACCGAGUCAUCACCGUCACCGAGUCCCAGGUCUUCCUAGGAGGUCUUAGCCCCGCUGCGAGUGAGUCCGAGGAUUUCCAGGGCCCCGUGCAGCUUCCACGCCGUAGCGGAAAAGAAGUUGCUUAUUGUCGUCACGGCACGACAGAGGCGGAUUUUUGACACGACGAGAACAAACGGCGACGUGCAACUAAAUUUUCCAGCGGCCGGACAUUUUUCUUCGCGCUCCUGCGACGAGGCAAUUCUACUUCAGUGAGCAUCAAAGCUGCAAAGAACUGCUUCUAUUCGAGGAGCAAACAGUCGUACCGCGAGUUAUACGCACACGCCAAUAUCCGGACCGACAUCGACUCACUAGCAGAACGAAGGAGCCGCAGCUCUGCUACACCGACAGACGUCCUCAACUAACGACGGAAGUUCUGGCUAGUUGUUUACCAUACUUGUAGUUCUCCAGGCAGCAGCACGACAAGAACUACAACUACAGCUUUGGCGAAAAGCCGCAGCUUAUCCGUGACAACUUUCGACGUGGCCCGGCAAAAAACAAAAAGUUGUUGCUGCGGGUAACACGGCGUCAGGAAAUCAAGACAAGUGAGAGCAGCGUCCUGCUCCAUUCGUGGUGCAUCAUCAUCCUCUCCCUGUGGUCCCUGCUGGUGGUGCGAAUUUAAUUCGAACUUGAAAACAAAGGAAAAGGGAGCUGCAGAGCUACUCCGAGCUACUUCUCCGCAGCUGACACACCUCAGACCCACAAAAAAUCAACGAAAAAAAGCAGCGCCAACUACGACUGCGCUUCUCCUGUCAAGCGGACUAGUAGAGGCAUCUACUUCUGUGAAGCGGACAAGAAGCAUCCUCUGUUGCAGUCACCCAACGCCGGGUGUAGUACCAUCCAGGGAAGUAGGAGAAUAACAAUAAAAGUUCCUCUAACUACAACAGAGACAGACCAUCCUCAAGAUGGAGAUCGCCAACCUUCCCGACCGGGAAGAGCGAAUAGCCGCGAGGAGACGGCGAGCGGAAGCAAAACUGAAAAGAGAGAAGGAGGAGCUGGAUGAUACGGGGGCGGACCUACUCGAAGAACAGGAUCAGGGACUGGGGAAACAAAUGGUACAACUUAUCCUGCGCUUUUUUCUCUGUUUGGCUAAAAAAAUGUUCUGCAAUUGAAAUUGUAGUUUCAGUUCUUGUUCAUGUUCUUCCGUACAACUCUCUCAAGCAUGUUCCUGCUCAACUACAUCCGCGCAUUCAUAUUCCAUGAUGUUGGUCUUCUUGUUGUUGCGGGCUCACAUGAUAUGAUUCCCUACACCAGGUAUCAGAAGCCACCGCGUUUCUGGAGCGAUUGCAGUACGACACAACAAACGACUUAACCGACAUCCGCGUCCGCUUUGAUAACGAGGAAAAUGAGAGGAGAAUAAUAGAUAUGGAUUGCAAAAAUGUCUGGGUCUGGAUGAAUGCAAGGUUUGUCAUGCUUGUCUGGCAUGACGGAAGAGUUUGUGAUGCGUGUCCAAGAAGAGACACUUUGGCUUGUCAUGCUAAACGCAGUUUGUCAUGCGGAAAGCGCAACACUAAGCAGCGCAAAUAUUUGUCAUGCUUGGCUGUGCAUUACAAAGAGUUCACUAAUAUUCACAACUUAGCAUUAGAUUACAAGUUUCCAGACCCAGACAUUUUUGCAUUUAAUAAUAGAGGAAAACGCACGGCUGGACAGGUACGAAGCGCUGCAGAUCGAGGCGGUGUCCAGUGGCAGAAAAAACGCCGCAGUAGAGCUCAAAUGGGCGGACUUGCUUUACAUCGACAUACCACAGGUAUUAUAGUGGUAUGCUUCGCAUCUUCUUUUCGUAGCAUGACAGACUCCAGUGUUGAAGUUAAUGUCAGGUCUUGCAUGACAACUUCAGAAAUUUCUGGCAAUUGUCUUUACAUGAUCAUGAACAAACCACAGGAACUCCACGACCAGUUGCUGCUGCAGAAAGAAGCCUGUCUCAACAUUCUCGAGGGGAAGGACCGCAGAAUACGAGAGUUCUUGACCGAAUUGAAAAAUAAGGACGAGGAGUAUAAUAUGUUCUUUUCCUUAUCAUGUUCCGUACAGCAAGAAAAACGAACCCCCUCCGAAUGGUGCACAUGCAGCUGCUUGCUGAAAAAAUACAUAGAUAUAGACAAAUUUUGGUCCUCGCAAUGCCGUGGCGGUGGCACACGAAAUGAACAAUUCUACCUUAUUCCAAAAAUCUAUCACUAGGUACCAGAAGAUGCUGAAGCGGCAGGCGCACGACGUGAAUCUGUUGAUUAAGAAGAUGCGAGCCCAGUACGUCGGCCUGCAAGAGAAAUACGACGAGCAGCUGGUGGAAAUAGAAAACGCAUUUGCGCAGGAGAGAACCGACCUGAUGAAGAGAAAUCGAGAAGACAUCGAGGUAUUGAUACAUUUUUGAAAUUGCAUGAAGAUAUCAUGAAAAAUGGACAUAGAUGAUAGAGGAGCUUUUUUUUCGCUUCUGAUCAUGAUAUCGCUCUUGCGUGUUUCUGAUGCUUAUCAUGCUUAUGCGAGUUGUGUCUGCAUGAGAAACAUUUUACAUCGCGACUUAUCACAGAAUCUCUUCGAAAAGCGGCGGCAGAUGGAAGAAGCCGAGUUCAUGGACCAGCGAGUCGACCGGGAAAAAAGGUUCAAAAAGAAAAUCGACGACCUGCGAGAACAGAACGACGACGAAUACAACCACAGCAGAAUCGCGUUGGAAAAAUCCAUCCAAGAGCUCGAGGUCCAUUUGGAAAAAAUGAUGGCGACCUACCAGUAUAAUUGCCUUCUCGAUUUGCUGACUAGCCUUUGUCAACAUGCAGAUGCACACGUAUAGCAAGCAGCUGCGUAGGAUGAGGGGGGCUCAUGCCACAAGCUGUGCGCUGGCGUUUCAAUAGAUGAAAGAUGAGUCAGAUGAUCAUGGAGAAAAAGUAAAAGAUUUUUCAUUCCGCAAGCACAACAUCACAUGACACUCAUGAAUUUAACCAUACACUAAUACUACACUUCCUAGGCUAAACAAGGAGAAGCUCGACUACAAUCUGCAAGUGCUGAUCGAGCGAAACAAGGAGCACAGCGCCAUUCAGAGCAGCUACAAAAACCGCUUGAACCGAUUACGUGAAACGCUGAACACGCUGUUGACCCGGUAUAACAAGCUCGACGCAAAGUACAAGACGGAGAAUCAGGAGCUGACGGAGGAGUAUAAGCGACUCACGAAGCAGUUCAAGGACCUCCAGGACAAGCACGCACACUUCGAAAAGGCGGACGAAAUCAAGUUCAGAUAUGCAAUGCAAAAGUAUCGUACUCGUAUAAAUGCAUUACAAAUUGAGUUAGCACCACAAAUUUAAUUUGUAAUGCGGAUUUGCCCUGAAAAAAAGAUUUGUCAUGCAUAUUUGCAAUUAGUAUGAGUGCGAUACUUUUGCACAGGAUAUCAGAGAAGUGUGGGCCAUGAACGAAGGCGAGGCGAAGCAAGUCAUUGGAAAGGUAUUGUUCAUUGAACAAUGAUUGUGUCGCCGUGGUCGUAUGCGUGCUGAUAAUUACGACAGGCUUAUACAUAGAAGUAGAUAAAUUACAAUUUUAUUUCUAAAAAUUUCGUGUGGAGGAAGUUCUUCCCCUCCCAUGGUACUAGGCUUCCCACGCACGAGAAACUACAUGCAGCUGGUGCAUUCCACCGUAGAAACUAAAUAUCAAAGUUUUUCUAUAUUCGCUGUUUAACACAGAUUCUCGAAUGCGACAAGCUGAUCCACGAGCAGCAGCUGAGUUUACCCUGGAGCAGUCCCCAGGAGAACCUCCUGAAUGAGCAGUUUGAGACCGGCACCAGCACCGAGGCGGGGACCCAGACGGGCACGAAGUCCUAUCCUGAGUAAAAACGUCCCCACACCAGAGUCAAGAUGGGAAAUCUGCUAGACAAAUCAACCUGCUUCGGCUGUUUCGCAUGACAAGACUGCCGUCGUAGUGUAAUCCUGUUUUGCUAUUUAAGCAGCAUCACAGAUCUAGCAUACUAUGCGUAUUCUAGCACCACAAAUUCCAAAAACACGACUUGAAAAUGCUUCUCAUGGGGCUCCGCAUGAGAAACUUUCUUGGCGUGCGGAUUUGCAUGACAGCGCUGGGGUGGUGACGUUUUUGCUCAGGAUAAGUCCCUGUCCAAAAACAUGUCCUCUGCGGGCGGCGGAGGCGGUGGCGAGGGCAAGAAGGGCGUCGAGUUCUAUCUCGUGAAAAUUUGCCAUUCUCAUCCACUUUUUGCAUGACAAACAGAGGACUUUAUGUAUGUUUUGCAUGACAAAUUGGAUGGAGAUGGUCAAUUUUCAGGGGAUAAGUUCUUCGCAAAGAGGACAAAGAAAGUGCUGGACCUGAUAAAAGACGAGUGCAGCUACUUGCUGGACGUCAAGGUACUACUUGCAUUGAUGAUUCGUUCUUGUUGGUUUUGAACAAUAAUUUGAUGCACCAACGAAAAAAUCUACCAACGUCGCGACUUGCACACGGCAAGUAUGAAACCGAAACUGUUGAUUGCGCAACAUGUUGGCAUGUUUCAACUCUAUCUCAAUCUCACUCUUGUGAAAAAAUAUCAGAUAAAAGACGAGAUGGCACUCGCCCCCGAUGCUGCCCAGCGAGAUGUGAUUCAAGUAAACGCAAUAUUGAAAUACAUCGGCGUCGAGUCACAAGAGGACUUGGACUUAUUGACGAGCAUGUUUUACCAGGGGCAGGACGACGACGAUGAGACACUGUAUUGCGAUUUUUUCAUCUCCUCGCUUUGAAUAACUUCUUGUGUGCCGCUGGUGAGGAAGUAUUGCCGCGUUAGCAUUUACUACUACAGCAUCUCUUCGCGGUCUGUAGUCAUCGUUGCGCAACUUGUUGCACCUGGUAACUUAAUUGCAGGUAGUACUACAGAAAUUGCGCUUGCACAAAACAUUGAUUAGCAAAACAUCCCAGUACAAGCAAUAAAACACAGCUAUGUCGACGCGGACGAUGUGCUUCGUAUCCUCCGGGAAUUUCUCGCGGAGAAGGAGAAUUUGCGUAUGGCCGACCUGUCCGGCGGCGCCAGUAAAAAGGCGGGGGAGGACGCCCAGGAGUCGAAGAACCUGAGGAGAAAGCAGGAGAAGAAGUUUUGGGAUCGGAUGGCACUUAUCUUGUGCAAAACAAGUAUCGUACUCGUAGCAAUUGCAGUCAUGCAUUACAAAUCUCGUUCCCAAGGCAAAUCAGCAUGACAAAUUCCAUUUGCCAUGCUGAGCGAAUUUGUGUUGCAAUCACUACAACUAGUACGAUACUUUUGCAGUUCAUAGCACUGUGCCUGCCCGAGACCACCGUCCGGGUGUGGAAGGCGUUGCAGAAGCAAAUGGGCCGGUAUUUGAAGUUACUGCACUUCCGGUCACAACUAGUCGACGACGCCGUGGACCUGCAAAAGCAGAACGAUAUGAAUUGCAAAAGUAUCGUGCUCGUAAUAAUGGCAGUCACGCAUGACAAAUCUAACUUGCUUCUACUGGCUCUAGCAUCACAAAUUGCAUUAUUUCUGGUCGUGAGAAAGUUUGUCAUGCGUUUCAUACUUAGUGCGAUCCUUUUGCAAUGCAUAAACGAGGAGCUGAAGCAACUGCUGGAUCAGUAUCUGGGCAGCAAGGUGAACGAGGAGCUGCAGAUUUAUGGAUGUGUCAGGAUCGAAAUCGACAAAGUUGAUUUAAUUUCUCAUGCAUAAAUUGCAAGCCAUGAAAUGCCUCGCUUGCAAGGAUGGCAAGUGAGGCCGACAGACAGCCUGUUUGGGGUCUGCGAUAGAGCUGUUGAAGUACUUAGCAUGACAAAAGAGGCCCCCUGUCCCUGAACAGCAUGACAAAUUGGAUUUAGACGGUGCCAAAAUUUGUCGUGCGCCGCUUGAAAAUUGGGCUUCGAACUAGUAUCGAUUUUAUGCAUUACAACUUUGACAAUUUCAAUCCUGACACUUCCAUAAGAUUCCGCCCACGCACGUCAUCCGUGUGGUCACCGGCGGCGCUGGGGCACCGCCGGCGUGA